GAGACUGCAAUUGGCACAAGGGCUUGCAGUCGCCGUCAAGCAGGCAUUUAGUGACGCACGAACUUCUUCCGAUAGAGGUAGCCGCUGCAGCAGCAUAAAUUCCAAAUGACGUUGUCGAAUCGAUCCAAUAUCCAUUCCAAAUGGAAAUUAACGAAAAUCAUAUUCAAAUUGAGAAUGGUGUUGAUAUUGGGAAUAUUAACUCUUUUCUAUUUACGUUUUCUGUUGAUGGAAAACGCGGUGAAAAAUUUCGAUGAAAAUGAAAAUUCAUGGAUCGAAACACGGUAUAGCCGUAAAAUCUUAUCUGUGGAUUAUUGGCCCCAUGAAUCGAAUGUAGGCAAUUGUACUCCUCCCGCUAUUUUGGAAUUCCCCUCGGACGGCUUAACGCGGGACCAACGCAUCCAUGGCUGGAUAAUUCUACACAUUCUGGUGGUUUUCUAUGGUUUUUGGUUUCUGGCUGCAAUAUGUGAUGAUUACAUGGUGCCAAGUAUUGAGCAGAUCUGUUCGAAUUUUAAAAUAGACGAAGAUGUAAUCGGGGCCACAAUCAUGGCAGCUGCUGUCUCUAGCCCAGAACUCUUUAUGAAUUUCGUGGGUACCUUCAUAACCAAGGGAGACAUUGGUGUGAGUGCUAUUGUGGGUUCGGCUGUGUUUAAUAUCCUGGCUGUGCCAGCAUGUUGUGGUCUAUUUGCCCUUAGCUAUUUGAAAUUGGAUUGGUGGCCCAUAACUCGUGAUUGUGUUGUAUAUCUUUUGGCCGUCUUAACGCUACUCGGUAUCCUAAGAGACGGCAAGGUGAUGUGGUAUGAGGCCAUUGGAUUAAUUGUUGCCUAUUUCGUUUAUAUGUUGAUGAUGUAUCACAAUCGAAAAAUAUCCCAAACGGCUAAAAAACUUCUACUCAAAUGUGGCCUUCAUACUGCCCAAUAUCGGGAAGUUACAGAAUUCACGCCACUGCUAACGAAAAACGAGUCCAAAUUUAGUCUAGCAACUGAGGCGUAUGUAUCCCUUGAAAGGGGUCUGCAUUCAUCCCACUUAAUGUUGUACCUGGAGCAACAAGAGAAACAAGAAAACAUCCGUUCCCCCUGGUCUUGUGAAGGAUACUCCAAAGUGGAAUUUAUUUUCCGUUGGCCAAUAACAUUUAUUCUAUGGUCGACCGUGCCGAAUUGCCGGCAACGAAAUGCUCUGCGGUAUUUAACCUUUGUUUUGGCCAUUGUUUGGACGGGUAUUAUGUCAUAUGUGGUAGCAUUUGCCAUAACCAUUAUAGGUGACACCUUACACAUUCCCGACUCUGUGUUGGGCCUUACCAUAUUGGCUGCCGGUGUAAGUAUACCGGAAGCAAUUUGCAGCAUCAUCGUCACACGACAAGGCCAGGCAUCGAAAGGUCUCAGUAACUCGCUCGGUUCGAAUACAUUUGACAUCUUACUUUGCUUGGGUCUACCGUGGUUUGUCAAAUCCUAUUUUCUGCCCGACAAUCCACAAGAAUUUUCGAUAAUUUUAAAUGCCGAGGGAUUAACAUUUACCGGUGUUGCCCUAUUGACAUCACUGCUGGCAUUGUACCUGAUUUUUGCUCUCAAUAAAUUCACAUUAAACCGGAGAGUAGGUCUAACCUGUCUGGUACUGUAUAUUGUAAUAAUAACUCUAACUACUCUAAUGCAGUUGAAUGUAUUUUUCCCCGUUAAUUUGCCAGUUUGUCCGCAUUAGUUUUAGAGACAAUUGAUGAAAACGUGUGUGAUUUCGUAAUUGGUAAUUUAAUAUAGCUUUAAGAAACGAGUAUAAGCAGGUUUACACAUAUGGAAUCCAGUAGAUUUCAAAUGUCAAAUAGAAGUUAAAAUUCACUUGGUUUCGUAUGUGUAAACGUGCUAUUAUUUUAUAAGUAAAUCUAGUGUUAUAAUAGUAAAUAUUCCUCAACAAUGGCAGAAACUUAAAGUUACAAUUGAAAAAUUGAGUAAAAAGUGAGGUAAAGGUGGAAAUAGAUAAAGCGCUUAUUUGGAACAAAGGAGUUUUUGGUUGCCUUAGUUCGAUUUUGGCCCAUGGCUCCUUUGUUCAUUUCCGAAGAAUCCAGCCAAAUAAGAGCUUUAUGUACUCCCACCCUAAGACUGUGGGACAAAUGCAAAAUCCGACCCUACUCUAACUCCCAGAAUAUCUUAUAUCUGUAAAAUAGAUUUUAUUGGUUUACAUACGAAUAGCUUACAAUAUUUUCAAUAAAUUUAACUUUUUAUAAAAACGAAAAAA
Musca domestica (house fly) is the source of this 2223-nucleotide messenger RNA. Its product is annotated as sodium/potassium/calcium exchanger 4-like. Gene Ontology annotation, cellular component: membrane. The transcript has 6 exons. Lineage: Eukaryota; Metazoa; Arthropoda; Insecta; Diptera; Muscidae. Gene Ontology annotation, biological process: intracellular calcium ion homeostasis; calcium ion transmembrane transport. The record is from RefSeq and is a predicted model, not a curated record. Gene Ontology annotation, molecular function: calcium channel activity; calcium, potassium:sodium antiporter activity. The coding region runs from base 106 to 1692 and encodes 528 amino acids.